Camelus dromedarius (Arabian camel) is the source of this 6702-nucleotide messenger RNA. It is a transcript of the gene SHLD3, whose product is annotated as shieldin complex subunit 3. Bases 1245 to 1997 code for a protein of 250 amino acids. Lineage: Eukaryota; Metazoa; Chordata; Mammalia; Artiodactyla; Camelidae. The transcript is spliced from 2 exons. The record is from RefSeq and is a predicted model, not a curated record. Gene Ontology annotation, biological process: negative regulation of double-strand break repair via homologous recombination; positive regulation of double-strand break repair via nonhomologous end joining; positive regulation of isotype switching.
UUUUGCGAGCCCAACUCCCCUUAAUUUCCCUCCUUCUCUCACUAGUUCUCGAAGCCUUUGGCACAUAGACCUGGCUUCUGGGAUAUAGGCCUCGUCCUUUUUAAACACUGUCGGUACUCUCCUACUGCUCUGUUCCUUGGCUCUGAGCGGAAGAAAGGGAUUUCUCUUCGCUUUUUAGGUUUGAGAGCCUCCCUGUAGAAUGGAGUAGAUAACUGGUGAAUUACUUACUCUGUUACGUGUUGCUGCAGUCACCAGACAGAUUUUAGCCGCAGAAGCUCGCGUCCCCUCCCAAGCCGGGGAGAGCCCUGUAAACCAGUAUGAUUAACAGCGGGUAUCUAAAGUGGUUUUUUUUUCUGUCUCGUCUCUUCCUGCGGCAAUGACAGUUACCAGUCUUCCGCUUCAUCUGUGAAAUUACUCUAGUAUCGUGGCAAGAAUUUAUAGAUACAUAGUAGUACAACAUAUAAUUUAGAUUUGUUAAAACACACUGCCGUUUACUUCAAAGUAUUGUGUGUAUAUGGGAAAAUUCAGGUCAAUUUUCUUUUUCUGUCCACAGCAAACAGUUUUGAUGGUUUAAUUGGAUCAUUAUUGUGGGAAAACCAGCAGGGCAUACUUUUUUGGAACUCCUGUUGUUUUCUUAAUACUUUUAUUUGAAAUGCUUUCAGUUUAUUUCAUUUGUUUUCUACUACCACAAAUGCACUUAUUUCUUGGAGGCCACUGUGUGGUUACCAUUAUCUUCUUGCACUGAGCUGAGAAAAUGCUCGUUAGACAUGUGAAUUCAGUUGAAUUGCACUUACCUUCCCUGUGGUGUCCAUUUUGAGGGACUCUUACCCCUCAGUUGUGGUGUAAGCAUCAAACAUUCCAGAAGCUCACCAGUUCCAUUUGUAACGUAAAAUCAUAUUCUGAUAGUUGGGGUUAUCAGAACUGUCUCUGACUGACUGUAGAACUAAGAAACUGAAAUGUUAACCGAUAUAGCAGUAGGACCUGUAAAUUUAUCCUGAGCAAAUAUCCUGGUCUGAAAUGGGUUUUCUCUGAAGAAAGAAGAAACUGUCAUGUUCUUUAUCGGUCAUCUCACAUCAAGUAUGUGGAAUAGAUAAUUCAGAAGUUAAACUUUUUCAAGAUCACAAAACUAGUCCUGUUUCCCUCUGAUUUGGAAAGAGAGUCUUGUAAUUAUAAAUUACAUUCUAGCUCUGAGGAACUCAGCUAAGAAAUUUUCUCUUCAUUAAGAGUAACUGGAUUACUGCAGAAUGACUACAGAAGUAAUAAUACAUUAUCGACCAAGUGAGAGGGAUCCCACACAACUGCCAAAAAUUGCAGAGAAAGCAAUUCAAGACUUUCCCACUCGGCCACUAUCAAGAUUUAUUCCUUGGUUUCCUCAUGACGAGUCCAAACUUCUCAAACCUAGAAGAUCACCACCUGUGAUUUCUGAAGAGGCAGCUGAAGAUAUGAGACAAUACUUAACCAUUUCAGAACAUGAUGUUAAAUCACAGAGUUAUGAUUGCACAGUAGAUCUAUUGGAGUUUCAACCUAAUUUGACAAAAAAGAGGCACUUAAUCCAAUCACACACACUGAGUGAACAGACUAAUCCUGGAAACCUGGAUGAACGAACAGAAAAAGGAAGACAACACAAAAGGAGGUCUUGGAGUGUUUCACUUCCCAGCAGUAAUUGUACUGAAAAUAUUUUUCCUUUGUCUAAAAAAUUGCAAGAUAGUUUAAAGGCACUAAAUUUGCACUCAUUUUAUAGAGCAAGAUGGAUAAUAGAACACACUGUUUGUAACAACCAAAGUCUGGAAGACAUUUGGGCAAAACUCAAUCGAAUUAUCAGGCAUAAUGAACUUCCAUCUUGUAAUGCUACAAUUCAGAGACAUUUAGGCGAGAUAUGGGUGUUCUGUGAUGUUAUGUACUGUGAAUAUGUGGGAAAUCUUCUUAAAGGAAGAUUAGCACUUACUGGGGAAAUAAGUUUAUUUGUGAAUAAAUAUGGUGUUAUUUUUAGUAUGUAAUGAAUUCCACUGAUUGUCAAAAAGAAUAGUAUUCUGAAUGAUCUGAUUAUGAACUGAAACAAUGAGAUAAAUUUUAGUAAGUUUUUUUUUUAUUUGACCCCUUUCUAAUAUAAGCUAUUUAUUCCUAACAUUGUGAAAAAUAAUUGUAUGGUAAUAUGUGUGCAGUUUAUAUCCCAGAAAUAAAUAUCAGGUGAAUUCAUAGGCUUGUCAGUUAAGUCAUGAACUUUCUGGGUUCUACUUUGAGCAGCCUUCUUUUAAGUGAAUUGUGAUAAAUUAUUAUUUAUACUGAAUUUAGAGGUAAAAUGUUCUAUUCCUUUUGUUCAUCUUUCCAGUGGUCGAAUUAUAGUGAAAUAUAGUGAAUAGUUUGAAUUUUGAUAAAUCCCCAAAAUCUAAUUUUACAGUAUUUGUUCUUUACUCACCUAAAAUGUAGUGAUUUUUUAUCCCAAAUAAAACUAAAACCAAUUCUGUUGGGAAUGGUCUUCAAGUGGCAUGAAUGAUAUUCAAGUGGCAUGAAUGUAGUUCAGAUUGAGAGACCAGCCCAGAUUCUGUUGAUACUUCCACAGAUAUGUAAUAGACAAUAGUUGAUAUGUUGUUAUGAAACACAAGUACAAAAUAUAUAAUUUGCCUAGGACUGUAAUGUAUCUCUAAGGCAAUAAGGCAGCCUCUUUUGAAGUGAAGUAUGAAAUAUGGGUAAGAGAUCAAGUUGUUAUUUAUUUAAUCUAAUAUAGGUAAUUCAGUCUUAAUGACCAUUAAUGCUGAGUACUAGUUCUCUGGUUCUUGGAGUCACUGUGGUUUCCCCAUAGCAAAAUGUUAUAAAUUGGGUUUAUACAUGACUUCAUAAAAAUACCCAGAGUGAUUAUAUGAUAAAAGUUUUAUUUUUAAAAAACUAUAUUUAUUUAACAAAUUUAAAUGCCUACCAUGAGCUUGGUGCUAGAAUAAAGUAAGGAAGGAGACAAACAUGGACUUUGCCCUCACAGAGUUUACAUGGAGUCAGCCACAUCCCUGAAAAAAACCGGUUAAGACUGUACUCAUUAGGAAGGCAGAAACACAUUUGCCUUGUGGUACAGUGCCUGGCGUUGUAGGGACUUGAUAAUACGUAGUAAAUAUGUCCUUUGGAGGGAUUCUCAUAGCUUGGCCUGGCUGAGCUUGUUUAAAACACAAGGAGUUUACCAAUUUUAACUAAAGAGGUAAUCUUUUCUAAUCAGGUUUCACACUAUCCAAACAUUGUUUUAUUUUUAACUACUUUGAGUACCUUUUUAUUGUCUCAGUUGAGACUGCUGUGUAGAAAAUAAUCAUCAUGUCCUUGACUUCUUCCAGAAGUCUUUAAAAAAUCACCAGGUGUAGAGGGAGUUUCCAAGAUAACUUUUUCAGUCAUUACUUCCUCUUUUCAUUCAUUUAAGUCAUCUCGAUUUUCAAGAUUGCUGAAGAAAAAUCAGAAUGCAGAAUAAUUGCCAGAGAGCUUUGCAAACAAGAGUUGGGUAAUAUUACUGUGCAAUCAUAAAGGGUGGAUUUGAUUUUUAUUGUUAGGUCUUACUUAGCAUUUAGGUUGCUAAUCAAGGAUUAAAAGUUGGUAAUCCUAAAUCAAGGUCAUUUACAUAGACCACAAUGAGGUUUUUCUGAUACAUUUUUAUUAUUUUGAAAUGAUUUUAUAUGGAGCUGAAAAUAUUCUUGUGAAUAUUUUCUUAUGACAGUCUCAUGAGUAGCUUUUUAAGAAUCUCACGUUAAAAAGAGCUUCUUUGUCUUCAUAUGUGGCAGAUUAAAAAUUUUCUAAUUUACUCUAUAUAAAUUACUUUCUACCCCAUUGAAAAACAAUGAAAAGGUGAUUAAGAACUGGGAAUAUGGGGUGAGGGGGUAUAGCCCAGUGGUAUAGUGCAUGCCCAACAUGCACAAGGUCCUGGGUUCAAUCCCAGGUACCUCCACUAAAAAAAACAAACAAACAAACACAAACAAAAAAACCCUGAUUACCUCCCCCCUAAAAAAAAAAAGAGAAGUAAACAAUAAAUAAAUAUUUUUUUUUUAAACUGACAAUAUGAAGAUUGAGUUUUACUGCAAAUAGUGCUAUGAUCUAAAAGGAAGGAGAGAUUCAUUUCUCAUCUAUCUAGACAGGACUUAGGGAGUAAUCAAAACCUAAGAAUUUAGAAUCUUUGAGGCCUUUUUAGAGUAUUUAGAACCGUAGGACUGAUGAUUCUAGCACUAGCUAACAGUUGGGCUCAGCAGUAUUUCUGGGUUCCACUGUUAAGUCUUAAGCAAGAAAACAAAUCAGGGGAGCAAAGAAGUAUACAGGAAGGUGAAUCUGAAACCAUUUGGUAAAAUGCCAAAGCACUUACUCCGGGAAAGUAGCAACAGUACCAUAAUUUUAUUUUUCCCUGACAAGCUAUCUACCUUAAAUACUAACUCAAAUUCUAAGAAAAAAGGUGUGGAGGGCAUCACACGAAUUUAACUUUGCCAACUUAUCAAAUAUCUUAAAGAACAUUUUUUGAAAAAUUUUAAGAUGAGCUCCUGCAUAAUGAUUCACUUUGAUUUAAUCUGCUGAAAAUGCCCUAAAUUAUUUCAAAGUUCACAAACUUGAAUGCCUUCAGGGACUAGACAAAUAAGACUGUGGUAACGACUCUGAAACUACGAAACUCUGGAGAAAAUCUCCAUAAUAUUUUUUUAAUGUGCUGGGCAAGCAAAAUGUACAUGCAAGAUGAACUUGGCCUAAUUCAUUAGUUUGUAACCUCAGGCCUAUCUUUACAUUUAUUGAAGACCUUAAAAAGCUUUUUGGAAUAUUUUAGAUGAAACCUGAAUUUCAUAAGUAAAUCAAAUGUCUUUGUUUUGUGAGCUCCACUCAGAGUGUUUCUACACGUGGCACUAAUUGUGCAAUGUGUGUAGUGAAUACUUGUCACUCAACUAAAAACACAUCUUCUGUUUUUAAUUUUUGACCAAAAAGUUGCUUUAACAUUCAAAAUUGGGUACAUAUUCACUGUUUAAUAACCAGAGCUUUCUUACAGUUCCUCUGCCAGUUUUUUUAAACCUUGUUUUUUAUUGGUAUUUGCUCUUUUCCAACAGUUUAAUUUUUGAGGUCCAUUAAUUCAUAUUAAGACAGGAAAUACUGAAUUUUAAACCUCUAUUUGAUAUGGGCCUAUUUUGUAUUAUCAUUCAAGCAAUGAGUUAGUUUUAUGUCACUAAUUUGGCUUUCCCAGUUUGUGUUUAAAUAUCUGCAGUAUGACAAAUGGUGCUUUAUAGUAAUUUUCUUUGAAUCUACAAGAUGAUAGUACUUUACAUAAACUGCUAUCCCCUCUGCUAAUUUUCACCCUCUUUGAAAAUAUGAACAGGUGUUUUAAGUACCAGUUUGGGAUCUUUUUUCUUGUAAUGGAGGGUUGUUGUUUAUUCACUCUCUGCUGUCUCAUUCCCUAGAAAACCAUGGAAUCACCAAAAACUAAGCUUUAUAGGACUUUUGUACAUAAUGGAAAUUUGAGCAUAUAAUAAGCAAAUAAGCUGGCUACACAGUUUGAGUGAAUUCAAGAAUAGUUUUUUAAGAGUGUUUCAUAAUUCCCUUGAGAGUGUAUUUCCUCUUUAUUUAAUAUUUGGUUUCAUCUGAAAUGAAAAAAAAAAAUGGAGACUACAGAACACCAAUUGGUAUUAAAAGUGAGCUUAGAGUCAGAUAUUUAAACUGAGAAGAACUAUCUCCUGUAUAUCAUUUUCAGAACAUCUUUUUAUCCCCUUCAUAUUGUACUUAAUUUUAAUCUGUUUUCCUAGUUGAACAUAAGAAUAAAGUAGAAAGUCAGAAACGCCUCCUUAACCACUUCCCUGCCACACCAUUGAUGGUUAAUGUUCGUUUGAGAUAGAGUCCCACUUUGAGUUCCCUUGGGAUGUUUCUGAUAAGGCAUGAUUCCAGGUUUAUGACCCUGGGCUUAUAGUUAAUAGGGAAAAUUAUUUUUAAACAGAGGGAAAUCACUUGAAUUCAAAUCUAGUUUUAUCAUCUAUCUGCUGUAUAAUCUUUCAUAUGCAAAUUACCCUCCCUAGGCAGUGUCCUUAUCUGUUAAAGGGGGAUAAUGAUAAUACCAACCUUGAAGUUAUGGGAAUUAAUUGUGUUAAUACUUGUAAAGUAUUUAGCAUAAUGUAUGGCACUAGUAAAUGCUCAGUAGAUUCCAGCUACCCAAGUGACUUCAGAAAUUUUAACAUUAGCACUUUUGACUAUUUCAAAAGCCAUCUAUUUAAUAUAAAAUUAUUUAAUGGUCUUAGUUCAAAAACUUUAAUUUCAAAAUAAUGCCACUUGAGGAUUUUGGUGAGGUGCUAAUUCUUUCAACAAAGAUCCAUGGAAUAUACUAUGUGCCAGAACCUGUGUCAAGCACCGAGGCCACAAAACUGAGCAUGAUCCUAAUCCUCAAGAAGGUUGGAUAGGACUGCUAUAAACAAGUAAGUAAGUAAACACAGUUCAUGAGAAAUACAAGGUGCUAUGAGAGAAACAGGGUGACUUUUUUUCUGAAAAAGAUGACAUUUAAGCUAAGCUCAAGAUGAAAAAGGCACUAAAUUUCAUAUGAAUGAUAGAGCUAGUUAAUUAGUAGUUAGGUGUUACAAUUUUACACAUGGUAAUGAAUACCACAUAUUGUGCUUUAGUUAUUUAGGUCAAUAAUCUAAAGAUUUUAGUUUUGAUUAAAAUGAGCAUUUUUGGUAGAGCAUAAAGAGAGUCUUCUGAGAUUCAUUUUCUGAAAUAUUUUACAAG